AUAACAUGUUCUCUUCCUACACUGGUUUUUCAAUUCUCAUAACAAAAUCUGUGACUCGUGUAGUGGUCAGCCCUCUUGAUCACACUCAUGAGCAUCUAUGAUGGUAACAGAAAAGGAGUCCAAAUGGAGUUUGAGAAGAAAUCACUCUCCUAAGUGGAAUAUUAAAGGUAUGAAUGUCUUUUUACAUCUAUAGAACAUAUGCCAUUUUUACUACUGCCAUUUGGUGUCAUGACCUUCUGAAUUACACUGGUGAAAAACUGUUAAACUAAAAAUGUGCUUUAUGUGGGAACAUCUAAAUUAACUAGUUUUAGUCAACUCCAAAAUAUAAUUUAACAUUACUGAAUCAACAUGAAUACAUUAGUUUACACUAACAAAACUAAUUUUAAGGGUUAAAUCAAGUAGAAACAGGUCCUUAAGGUAGCAAUUACAGUUUAACACUUUUCUUUUGCACAUAUAUUAACAUUUCAUUUUGUCAAGUCUUUAGGUUUGGAUCAACAUCAUUUUUUUUGUUGCAUGACUUAACUGGUAAUGUUAAUGUACUAUAUCAUCAUAUUGUGAUUUGUACAGUAUUAAUUUCUGAAUGUUUAAGAGCAGUUCAUGAAGUUAAUUUAAUGAUCAGUGAUGACUAGAAAAGCGGUUUAAUAAGUAGGAUGCAUCUGUUGAAACAGACGCUCGGAGUUUCAGAACAGGCAUUUUAUAUACCACAAAUCUAGGUCAUUGCCCCUUGAAAGAGCAAUGCAACUCUGAGAAAACAAGGUUGACAUAAAAAAAUGAAGUAUUGCUCAAGAGAAUGCUGACUAUUUAAACAGGUCACAAUCAUGCAUUUACUUUUCUGGAAACAAUCAGUACUUUGUGUUUUUUUUACAGUCUAUGAUACAGACAGGUUUGCAGCAAGAUAUGUGACACUUUUAUGAUGUGAAUGUCUUUAAAAUGGACGACUGUGUAAAAAGCAACCCACUUUUUUAUUCUGCUUGCAUGUUUUCAUUGGACUGUUCACACAUGUGCAUGUGAGAAGACUAGAACUAGGCAUGAAAUAUAAAAAAAUGACCUGACAUAUUAUUCACUCAUCAUUAAAGAGGCUCAGACCAAGAAAAGCAUGAAAUGGAUUUUUGUCAGUCGAGUCUGGCAAGUGGUCUUCCUUCUUCAUUUCAACUGCAAAUUCUGCAGUGAGUUAAGUUAUUGUGUCGAAAUUCUGAAGCUGCUUUGAUCGUUCAGUUUCUUCAAUCCCAUUUAUUAGUUACGUUUUUGGAGCAACCACUUUACAUUACGUAUGUCAUGAUGUUUUGGUCUAGCGGCACUCUCUGUUUAGGCUGCUACGGAAUUGUUUGUGCUGGAAAGUUGACAGUAGACUCUGACAUAAUUCACUUUGGCUCCAACUUGACAGUACACUGUAAGUCAAGCAUUCAGUGCUGUGGCAGACGCUUGACUUCAAUGGAUAGACCGUUUUUGAAACAACUAAUUGCUCCACGGUACAAACACAGAUAGCCAUCAACCAGACCAUAUUUUUGGUCCUCUGCAAGGUAAAGGAGGAUGACAGAUGGCACAUUGUUUGCGGCCGGGAUCUCAAGGCUGGCUCAAAAGCACAUCUCAGUCCCUCCGAUAUGAAAUGCCGAAGGAUGGUCAUGUCUCUAUUCCGCGAUCUGUGUUUGAUGAGACUGUGACCUACCAAGUCCAUGUAAGAGGGUGUAAUACACUAGGAGAGUCUAACUCUACUUUCACCUUCUCGGUUUGGGAUAGCGUGAUUCCAAGCACUCCAGAGAUUACAAAGAUUGCAUUUGAAAAGAGCUCCCUUUCUCCCACAAUAUACUGGAAGAGCUCAGAAGAUUCACUGAAACCAAGCCUAAGAUUCAGAAGAGCACAUGAUACACAGGACUGGGAAAAGGAAAUGGGAACAGUAAUGGAGUUCCAAGUUGGAAGCAUGCUGAUGCAGGACGUCUUAAAUCCAUUGAUGCCCUAUCAGUUUGAGUUAAGAGUGUGUGUUACUUCAGUGAACUGCAGCAUGUGGAGCCAUCCCUACAAUGCAACCAGCCCUGGAAUAGGUAAACCGGCCCCCAUUAUAACAUGUUUAACUCCAGAAGCAGGAAACAGUGUGUAUCUAGCCUGGGACUUGCCUUAUUACAAUGAGGCUUUGAUAGGAGUUCUGGGUUUUGUAGUUCAAUGGCAACAGAGCCCAGUGAUUAGGAAAAGACUACAAUUCUGCAUUCCUGAAAGGUUUGAAGCAACAUUUCAAUAUACACUGAGGAAGCCAGUGGAGUUUCUGUCCCUGCUUCUCAUCAAGAUUAUGCAAAAGAAGAGAGUGCACUGACUGGUCCAGAUGUAUCAAUUACCAUUGUUGGGGAAAAGCAAAUUCUGAUCCAAUGGGAACAGCAUGACCAAGGAAAACAGAGAGGAUUUAUUGCAAAUUAUACCAUCUACAUUCAGAGACACUGAGACAAGAGACUUACUGAGAACAAAACUGUGCCUCACAAUUUUUCUAGAUCUUUCAGCUGGGAACUGCUGGGUCCACAGAAAAGUUUUGAUGUCCUGAUCUCCACGUGGAACCAAAGGGACACCUCCGCGAAGGGCCCAAAGGAAAAGCUGCCAACUGCUACUGUCAAAAAAGCUUGAUGUGUGGGGAUAUAGCUAAAACAUAUCAACCUCUUCCAGACAACACGACAGAUGGAAUGGUAGCUGGACUUUGUUUGGCAGCUGCUGUUCUAAUGGUGAUUGUUUCCAAUCUGAUGUACCUCAAAUGCAUGCGGCAAAGAAUGAUGAAGAUGUGUAUGUUGAUGGGAGUCACUUGGCUUUUCGUAAAUGUACCUAAAUUUGACAAUAGCAAUGCUAUAAAACUUCUGAAGGACAACAGCUAUGGUAACUGGGGACCUCUCGCUGAGAACAAUGACUCCCCCUUAACUCCCAUUGAGGAAGUUAUUCUAUCUUGGGAGAGGCAAGACUCUUAUCCAACUGUGCUUCAUGAGGAUGUCACAGAAACACCAGUGGUUGUGCAAAUUGAUAUAGAUUGUCCUUAUAAACCUCAGUUAUUGAAUAUUUAACUGAAAAUGGAAGAAGAGACUACAGAAGAAGUGGUAAAGGCGGAGGAGGAGGACGACCAAUUUCCUUUGCUGGUGUCUCCAUCACUUGUGCUUCAUGACUUCGGUUGGGAUUUUACCAGCAUUCUUGUGAUCCAUGGGCAUUUUAAUAGCUUCUUAGCUAUGGAUGGGAUGCUCAGGUCCUUGAAUGUUCUUGAGGACCUUCUUUCCACCCCUCAGACAGUUUUUGAUAAAGACAGAAGAGUGGAAGAGGAGGAGACAAGGAUGGAAACAGGAGAUGUUAAGCAAAGCUCUUUCACAAGCCAGUCUGUGCUACCUAAUGACCUGCUGGAGAGCUGCCUAAGAGGCACAUAUUUAAUUCCAGUCCAUACUCCCCACAGGGGGAUUGCCGAAGUUUUUCGAUGCCAGAAAAGGUUUAGGCAUUCUGUUGUAAAGGAGUGAUUUACUGUACAUAACGCCUGCCACCAAACUUUAACAUCUUCAAUUGUGUACUGUACCAUAUUGGAAGUGAAUGCAUGCUGAAUUAAACUGUUGACAAUAAAUAUAGUCAUGCAAGGCAUUUUAAAGUAACUAAGUUGCACUAACAAGCACUUGUAUGACACCAUAAUGGA
Myxocyprinus asiaticus (Chinese sucker) is the source of this 3640-nucleotide messenger RNA. RefSeq lists its product as uncharacterized. The transcript is spliced from 11 exons. The record is from RefSeq and is a predicted model, not a curated record. NCBI's taxonomy places the organism in Eukaryota, Metazoa, Chordata, Actinopteri, Cypriniformes, Catostomidae. Bases 1538 to 2305 code for a protein of 255 amino acids. Gene Ontology annotation, molecular function: protein binding.